CGUGAUCAGAAGGCGCGCGGAGGACAAGCGCCGCAUGUGUUUCGCUAGAGCUCAUUCAUUCUGCCAAAAGAUCAUCUGAGCAUAUAAACUUAAUCCAGUGUAAAUUAACUCAUCCAAAGGCUAGAGGUUUCAUUUGAUGGAAGAAUGCCAGAUGACACUGUCCGCUGUGCUACCUACACAGUGUCCUGUGAGGACUACGUUCAUGUAGUGGAGUUCAGUCCUUUUAACUGUGGCUCACCUGCCUCGCUUCUUGCUUAUGGAGGAAACCAUUAUGUGGUCGUAGGCGCUUGUCGUUUUAAGGAGGAAGACUCAGAGAUCGAGGAUGUAGAGUUCACCUCUCUGCAAGUGUUCAUGCAUGGAGUACGUGUGGAUGCCAUCGCAUGGAGCCCUGAAACCCGUCUUGACAAGCUCCCUCAGGUCAUCAGGUUUUGCACCGCAGCAGCUGACAGAAAACUCAGGCUGUGGACAUCAGACCUCCAGAACAGAUGUGAUGUAAAGGUGAUGGAAGGCCACACCAGCUACAUUAAUCAUGUUGUGUUUGAGCCUGCAGAAGGAAAGCAAAUAGCUUCUGUCAGUGAUGACCACACUUGCAGGGUGUGGGACCUUGAUGGUAAUGAAACCACUUCGUUUAGAUUGUGUUCCCCUGGCGUAAGCGUCUGUUGGCACCCUGAGGAGAUAUUUAAGUUGAUGGUGGCAGAGAAGAAAGGCACUAUACGGUUCUAUGACCUUGUUUCACAACACGCCAUUCUGUCUCUGGACAGUGGCCAGGUGCCACUCAUGUCAGCUGACUGGUGUCUUACAAACACUAUUAAGGUUGGGGCAGUUGCAUCCAAUGAUUGGGUGAUCUGGGACAUUACCCGCUCCAGUUAUCCGCUUGAGAAGAGACCAGCUCAUGUGGACAGGGCAAGACAUUUCAGAUGGUCAAGGGCAAAUGAGAAUCUUUUUGCUACCACAGGCUAUCCAGGGAAAAUCAGCAGUCAAUUAUUGGUGCAUCAUCUGGGCCAUCCACAGCCUGUUAUGAUUGGUUCAGCUUCUGUGGGAGCAGGGAUAAGCUGGCACAGGACCCUACCACUUUGUGUGAUUGGUGGGGACCAAAAGCUGUUCUUCUGGAUGACAGAGAUGUAAGCUGGGUUCCAGUGUUUCAGAUUGUUGUCAUUUGGAGAAUAUUUCUAUUUUCCUUUUUCUUUUUCAAUAAAGUCAUAUUUUU
Messenger RNA from Xyrauchen texanus (razorback sucker), 1207 nucleotides. RefSeq names its product nucleoporin Nup37-like. The record is from RefSeq and is a predicted model, not a curated record. Gene Ontology annotation, cellular component: nuclear pore outer ring. The coding region runs from base 145 to 1125 and encodes 326 amino acids. Gene Ontology annotation, molecular function: protein binding. Lineage: Eukaryota; Metazoa; Chordata; Actinopteri; Cypriniformes; Catostomidae. The transcript is spliced from 10 exons.